This is a messenger RNA of Ahaetulla prasina, 3675 nucleotides long. RefSeq names its product STN1 subunit of CST complex (gene STN1). NCBI's taxonomy places the organism in Eukaryota, Metazoa, Chordata, Lepidosauria, Squamata, Colubridae. The transcript has 10 exons. Gene Ontology annotation, molecular function: single-stranded telomeric DNA binding. Gene Ontology annotation, cellular component: CST complex; DNA replication factor A complex; chromosome, telomeric region. The record is from RefSeq and is a predicted model, not a curated record. Gene Ontology annotation, biological process: DNA replication; double-strand break repair via homologous recombination; nucleotide-excision repair. The coding region runs from base 1063 to 2169 and encodes 368 amino acids.
AUUAGACUGUAUACUUUUUAAAGAGCAAAAAGCUUUGUGCCUGGAUGUUGAUUCAAAAGCAAGUGUCUGCUGACCUCAAAAGAGCUUUACUGGAGUAAAUAUAAAUACAAUAGGCAUGAAACAUUGUAACAAUACUUUGGUUAUGUAAAGGCUUAUGUUGAGAGAAAGGAAUGUCCAAAGCUACUUAUUCUAUCUAGGACAAUAAUUAGGGUUGUUGCUUCCAUUCUUGGUCUUAAAGCAAAAAUGCUAGAUUACUCGUACCACCUGUUUUGCAAAUUCAGAGUAGUUCCAUUGCGAUUUCUAUUUUUCGUUGAACAUGGUGUAUGAAUAGCUUCCCACUUUUCACUAAUGUCCAUGUGUUAUAAUUGAAAUUAUUUCGUUUUUAUUGGAGAACUGGAGAUUUUUGUCCUGCUUUAAGAAGAUUUUUAAGGCCCAUAUUUUGACUGCUACAUUUCCCAGUUUAUUCUUGAGUUUAGUUCUCUUAUUAAAUCCUGCUUAUCCUUGCAGGUGCUAGUUUCUCAUCUGAUCUUGAAAAACAUAAUUGUUUACAAGUUUCAGACUACUAAGAGAUAAUUAAAUAUUUGUUCAUCUUUUUAGGUAGAGUUCCUUUUAUAACUUAUUCUGAUUUCAUAAGCAUACUUUAAAUAUUUUAUUUUCAGUUUUAACACAUCUUAAUCUUGUUAAAUUCCUGUACAUAAAAGCCUCCAUUUUUCAUCCAUCUGCUCUCUCUGACCUGGGAAUCAUUCUUCCUUCUUGAUGGAAAUUUUUUUUUAAUAAAAAUUGCCGGUAUGGUAAUAGUGAUAUGGCAUUACCAGUUGUAAUUUCAAAAAUCUGAAACCGUAGAGCUGCAAUUUUCUCUGAACAAUUUAAGGAAUAUACCCAACUGAGCAAUAUGACAUGUAAAAGAAACUUUAUAAAAACAGAUUGCUGGGACACAAAUGAGGAAAACAAAAAUCAUUGUCUGCUUGCAUAUAGAUGGGCAAUUUUUCAUGUGAAGAUUUAUUUCAUAUCAACUUUAAUCGAUGAUUGGUUAGUCUGUUCUUGGAGCUAAAUUAUUUUGGAAUGUGUGCUGCAGCUAUAGAAUCAGAAGAUGAGGUCCCAUCACUUUUGUGGGGUUUGAAUCCAAUUUUUUCAUCCUUUGCAAGACUAUACAUUAAAGACAUAUUAGAAAUGAAAGAGUCUAAACAGGUUCCAGGUAUAUUCUUUUACAACAGACAUCCAAUAAGACAAGUGGAUAUUUUUGGUAUGGUGGUUCUAAUAAAAGAAAAAGAUUCCUUUUAUAUUUGUGGAGUGGAUGAUGGCACUGGUGUAAUAAGCUGUACCUGCUGGAAAAAUGCUUUAGCAGAAAAGAAAAAAAUAUCAGAUUUGGAAUCUCACCCAAGUACUUUAAGUGCUCUGACUCUAAGUGACUUGAUAAGAAAUCUCCAAAUAGCAAUUCGAAAAAAAACAAUUCUCGAAAUUGGUGAUCUAAUCAGAGUCCGUGGUUGCAUUCGAAUUUACAGGCAACAACGGGAAAUCAAGGCUUCUAUGUAUUAUAAAGUUGAUGACCCUAUGAUGGAAACUCAAAUUUCCAGAAUGCUAGAACUUCCUCGUUUAUAUAAGGAUAUUUAUGAUAAGAGAUUCCAGUUCCCAGAAGAAACACAGUGUAAUCAUGGUGCAUCAGAUGAACUGGGUUUUGUUAUGAAUCUGAGUAAAAAAAUAAGGGAUUUUCUAUUGAGGAACAAAAUUCAGAGCUUCUAUAUACAGGAAUUAGAAACAGUUGAAGAUUUGGUAUCAUUGGUCAAACUGAAUGAACUUGGUACCACUGCUGAGCAAACAGGUUCCAAAGCUGGUCCUUGCUCCAGAAUGAUUAGAAAGUCAUUCACUGAAGCAAUAAAGUUAUUGCAGAAAGAUGGUGUUCUUUUUCAAAAAUCAAAGACUUCUCAAAAUAUGUAUUAUGUUACCGAACAGGAUACAGAAUUGCACAAAGUAACUCUUGAAAUUAUCCGAGCUGAUUGUAAGAGACCAAAAUAUGCUGAAAAAGGGUGCCACCUUCGUCACAUAUUCAAUUGUAUUCAGCAAAGCUAUAAUCCUUAUAUCACUGAACCUGUUGUCCGCUGUCUCCUUGAUUGGUUGGAAAUCAACAGUGAAGUUGUCACUACCAUGGAAGAAUACUAUACAGUCUUUUAAUCUAAGGGAAUGGAAGCCUGGAGUCAAACAUUAUCUUUUUAAAAAAAGUUUUUUAUUUUAUAGACAAACAUACAUUUAAAACAUCAGUAAUUCCUUCCAUGUGACGUCUCGGUGUUUUCUUCCUGGCUCCAUCUUUUGUUGUUUCUUCUUUCUUCACUUCAAUUUAAACUAUUAUCAUUUUCCACAAAUACAUGAUCAUUUUCUUACAUAAUCAUCCAUGGCUUAUCUGUACCUAACAUUAUCCAGUGAUCUACAAAUCAAAGAUUUUACUGUGUACCUGCUCAGCUAUUUUUCUAAUUUAGAAGGUGAUGCAGAAUACAAAUCAUUUCAUUUCAUGGUAUUCCCAGUAGAUAUCAUUGUCCGAAGCAUUUCUCCUUUCUCUUAAGAGGAAAAGAUACUAAGCAGUCAUAUACAAUUAUGCUGCAACUGCCCCCUUGUGGUUGGAUAGAAUUAAAUAGAACGAAUUUCACCUUUGGACCACAUAGUUUAAAAAAACCAACAGAAAGCAUGUACAGGGAAGAGUAGUUUGAUUUGUUUAACUUUCUGCCAGAAACCAACAACACAAAUAUAAAAUUCCAAAAAUAUCACUGCAAAAAAGUGAAAAUGAUAAGUCAGACAAAAUAAAAAAAAAUAGGUAGAAGAAACACUUGUCAAAGCCAGGAUAUUUAUUGAACAAUUUGUGGAUAUAAUUCCUCAUUUAGCAAGGAGUAGUGUUCUGGACACUGUGAAGGAUAUCAGAGAUUACUUGUUUCAGUUCUGUGUUUAUAGGCUCCCUCAAAACUUAUUGAAAUUAAGUAUUAAAUUGAGAAGCUAUGCUGUUUAAAAUCUAGGAUCCUUUUUUCCAUACAAGUUGAAAAACAUCCAGCAGAAUCAAAAUGGUGUAAGAACUAUCAAUUUAACCCAAAGUCUAAGGUGACAGCUUCAUAUGAACCCAAAUAGAAAUAGUCCAAAUUCCAGUUACAAGAAAGAAUUGGGCAUAUUCUGAGGCAUUCAGACAGGAUUUUAAAAAUGUUGUUUGGAUUUCUUUACUAGUUCUUAUUUGAAGAGGCAAACCUAAGGAUAUUAAUGUCAAUAGGCAUAUGGUUAUUGCCUCUGCUGUCUGUAAAGUUUAAAACUGAAUAAGUUUGGGCCCGAUUAGAACCAGAUUUCUGUUGUUUCCACCACAAUAUAGAGAAUGAAAAAAUGAUUCCUAAAAGAGAUAGAGUCAAUCACGGUAUUAUUUUAUUUUUCAACAAUGAGUUCAGCUAGCUAAACUUAUGGCUGACAUUUCUCUUUUAUCUGAAGAGAGUUGAACCAUGAGAUUGGUUCAUACCAGCAAUUGAUGGACCCAGAUGGGUUUCAGAGGGACUGGGAUAUUCCUACUGGUCUGCUGCACAGUCCAUCUGAAGUUUCAGUUGCCACUUGGAAUAAGAGGGUGGUUGAGGCAUUGGAUCAGAUUGCACCUAUUCACUAUUAAGGCCUGCCUUGUAACAGUAUAGAUGGCAAACCAUCAGCACCCUCUUUCCC